AGCCAAACGACCAACAAUAAGCUCAGAUUGACCAAAGUGUUCAGCUAUCAAUCAAGAUCGCCUCACUUCCCGUUGUCUUUCUUAUGUAUCAUCUUUUUCAGCCAAAUCUUCGAUUGAAAUACUUGUAUUUUGGCUAAAUUUCACCGCUUGCGAUCGUAAAUUUUACAUUUAACUGUCAAAAUCAUACUUUUCAUCCCAUUAAACUAUCGGUAACAAAUAAAUAUAUUUAGAGAAAACGAUUUGUGUGGCAGCGAAACACAAAGAAAGUCUCGCAUUUGGCAGUCAGCGGAAUAUGAUAAUAUCGUGGCGUACAGCAACGCACCAAACAUGAUUAGUCAUAUAAAAAGUGAUCUUCGAACUGAAAUUGUUUAGCUUAUAGCUCAUCGCUUUUGUUUUAAUAUACAUAAAAUGGCGAUAUAAGAGCGUAAGCAGUGCUUUAGUUGUUCGCAUAACGUGUUGGCAACUAAACGUGUGCUGAAGUCCCGAAAGCAAAUACGACACACAUCAUUAACCCUUAAGUAUUCAACACGCAAUGGCCAAGUCCAAGUCGUGUGUUUUCUUGGCGCUUUUAUGCGCCGCAGCGUUGCUAGGCAGCGUCACUGCUGAAGAACAGAUAUCUGCUGCUGAUGCCAUUAUUGAGGCAAGAAAUGACGAAGUCGCACCUGAAUUGCUGCAGCCGGAAGCUGACAAGGUCCUUAGUGUGCCUUUACCAGCAAAAUCCGAAUUGUCUGAAAAUCCCGCCAUUGUGCCUGUAGAGGUAGAAGAGAAGACAGAUGAAGAGCAAGGUAAGCCGGUGGGUGAGGGAGAAGUUGCUGAGGCUGAAAGUGCUGUCAUCGGCGCUGAGGAUAGUAAAACCGAAAAUCUUGAGCUCGCCAUGAAUGCCGAGAUAUUGCAGCAUCCCGAGAUGGUGCGUUAACCGAAAUACAAAACACCUGAUUUCUUUUAUUAAACAUUUUAACAUUCCUUAUUGCUCCACCUCAGGCACGCCUAGCUCGCCAUCUCAAAAGCUUCCACAACUAUCAGGUAUAUCGUGCACAGAAAGCAGCCGGAGUACAACGCGCUGCCAAUGGCGUUGAUGACGUGGAAGAAGAUGAUGGCAUAGUACCCGAGGAACGUGCCGUACGUCGUCGCCAGCGCGUACGUAAGCGCAAGACCAACAACAACGUACGUCGUAAACAUCACAGGAAGAAUGUUGCUAAUCGUCUGAACAGUACCAAACGUAAAAAUCAACGCGUCAACUCAGUACGCAGACGAAAUACGAAGAAAGGAUCAACAGGUCGUCGUCGCGUCAAUAAUGGUGGCAAUAAGCGUCGUAGUAGCAGCAACAAAAAACAGAGAAAGUCAAGCACUAGCAACAAGCGUCGCUCAUCGAAAAACGGUAUGCGUAAAAUGAAACAAAAAUCAUCACUGAAGAAACGCACCACGAAGAACUUCAAUAACGGCAGCCCGUAUUUCGAGGAAGAGCAGACUGUGUACCCCCUUCGCUCGCAGGUGAACAACGUUCCGCAGAUGAUCGUCAUUCUGGAUGGUGACAAGGCAGAAACUGCAAUCGUCGGCCAAGCUGCCUAAAGCUGCUAGAUUCGUUUCAAAUUGUAUAUUUUAAGUAUUAAAAGCAUGAUUAAUUUAUACUAUUUAUUUUCGAUUUAAUAAACUACUUUUAAGUAAAAUACGUAACUGCAUUACUG
Molecule: messenger RNA, 1685 nt
Organism: Bactrocera dorsalis (oriental fruit fly)
Lineage: Eukaryota; Metazoa; Arthropoda; Insecta; Diptera; Tephritidae
Exons: 2
Coding region: 533-916 (127 amino acids)
Source: RefSeq, a predicted model, not a curated record